Molecule: messenger RNA, 1569 nt
Organism: Arachis duranensis
Lineage: Eukaryota; Viridiplantae; Streptophyta; Magnoliopsida; Fabales; Fabaceae
Exons: 10
Coding region: 1-1569 (522 amino acids)
Source: RefSeq, a predicted model, not a curated record
AUGCCUCCUUCAUUUGAUAUGAUUUAUAAGAUGCAUCCUCCUAGAGAGGCUUGGAGGCUAAAAGUUAAGGUUCUAAGGCUUUGGGUUGUACCAUCUUUUGGGAAUCAUGAGGUUUCUAACUCAAUGAAGAUGAUUCUUCUUGAUGAGCAUUGUGAAAAAAUUCAAGCUACAGUUAAGAAACCACUCCUUAAUAGGUUUAGGGAUCAUAUAGUUGAAGGUCAAGUUUAUAGAAUGGCAUACUUUACUGUUGUGUCAAAUCAUGGUAGUUAUAGAGCAACUUCUCAUGAAUUCAAACUGGUUUUCCUUCACCAAACCACUGUUGUAGCUGUUGAUGAAGAUGUUAUCCCUAAGACUUGUUUAAACAUGUUGUAUUUAUUUGGAAUAGAUGUCAUUGGCCUUUUAACUUCAGUGGAAGAAGAGAAAGAAUAUACAAAAGAGGGAAAAUUUCUUACAGCGAGAUGUGCAUUGUUUGGGGACUAUGUUAAUCAAGUAAAUCAUUUUCUUGCCUCUGGCUAUGUGGAGCAGCCUGUUGUAGUCAUUCAACUUGCAAAAGUCAAGUUCUUUUGGGGUCAAGUAGGCCUUCAAAAUGUGAUGUAUGCCACUCAAAUGUUAUUUAAUCAUGAUCUUCCUAAAGUUGUUGAAUUCAGGAAGAGUAUGGUUGAGCAAGGUGUCAAUGGUACCCAGCCACUGUUUAUUGCAAAUGAGGGUAAAGUUGUCUCCUUGGAAGAUGAUUUCAUGCGUUUUACUAAAAAAUGCACUAUUGAAGAGCUUCAAGAUAACAAUCAGGGUUCUUUUAUCAUUUUUGGUACAAUCCGAGGUAUUGUUGAGGAUGGAGGUUGGUGGGAUUCUGCUUGUGUGUAUGGAAAGGGUAUCUAUCCUCAAAAUGGUGCAUAUUACUGUGAUUUUUGUUUGAAGCACAUAACUAAUGUGACUCCAAGAUUUAAAAUUAAAAUAACAGUUGAAGAUCAUAGUGGGGAGGAUAUUUUCCUUCUCUUUGAUCGUGAGGCAUCUUAUUUGCUUAAGAAAUCAUGUGUUGACUUAUUUACUGAGGUUCAAAGAGAUGCAAGUCUUGUAUGUGGGGAUACUUAUCCUCCCAUAUUCCAAGGGCUCAUUGGAAAGAAGUUACUGCUGAAGGUUGAUACCAAAGGUGUCCCACAUGAUACAUUUUAUAGCACUUUUCGAGUUAAGAGAAUAUGUGAUGAUCCCACCAUUAUUGCCAUGUUUGAACUUCUUGAUUAUGAUGCUGAUGACGAGUCUACUCCAAAAAUGGAGCUUGAUUUACACAAGUCUGUUCCCUGUGGAAAAAGAAAUAUUGGUAUUAAGAAGGAGUCAUCAAAGACUUUUAUCAAGAGUGAGAAAGUUGCUGGUGAGUCUUCUAGGAUUUUAUCUAAAUCCCUAGUUCUUAUAGAUUUUCUGGCUGUUGCUGUUUUUGGAGGGACUGAGUUUGUUGCGUUAAUUAAUGGUGAAGAUGAAAAAGAUGAGAUAACACCCAGCAAUGAUACUAUUAGUGAUGAUCUUUCUGCUGAAAUAGAUAUAUUGCUUAGCUCACCAGAAAAAAAACUCAAGUGA